Molecule: messenger RNA, 621 nt
Organism: Parnassius mnemosyne (clouded apollo)
Lineage: Eukaryota; Metazoa; Arthropoda; Insecta; Lepidoptera; Papilionidae
Source: the annotation of a GenBank genome assembly
AUGAAUAUACUACAGAUUAAUGACUUACCAAACUUCGAUACUUCUAUUGAAAAUUAUGAAGUCCAUUCUUAUAAUCCAUAUAAUAAUAGCUUUAGAGAAAACGAUGAAAUAAGAAUUCCCAUACAUCAGCAAGACAUAUAUGUAUUACCAUCAGCCAGUUCAAUUUACAUCGAAGGCCGUGCAAAGCUCUUCAGCAAAGAUGGAAACCAGAUUAAAAAAUCUGUUACGUUCAGUAAUAAUCCUAUUAUGUUCUUGUUUCAAGACAUAAGGUAUGAGAUAAAUGGAAUCGAAAUAGAUCGUAUUAAAAAUGCUGACAUACAAAGAAUACAAUGGCGAGUGCCACAUGUGAAAGUAUCAGAUCGUGAACGACUGAAACUUCUUAAACAUUUAGAAAGAGAUAAACCUAUAGAGAUGGCAUUUAGAAAUUGGGAUUUAUAUGAAUACCCUUUACUUCCUACAGCAACUAAUCAUUCCUGGUCUAUUAAGACUGCGUCACAAUUAGAGAAACCUCGAUAUGUAAUUUUUUGUUUACAAACAAACAGAAAAAAUCAAGAAAUGAAAGACUGUUCAGUAUUUGAUCACUGUGGACCUUUAAGUAACAUAGUGCGCAAGUUGACAUGA